AUGAACUCGUGCGACUUCAGCUCGGCGUACUACUCGUUCGACGACGUUGUCAACGACACGAAUGUGACGCACGACCAAGCGACCAUCAUCCCGCUCCUUCGCGCAGCGCCUGCAGCUCAAGCUCGAGCUCUUCCUCUUGCCAUGGAGCCUGCCGGCGUGCCAAACGCGCAUGGUACCCAAUCGACUUUCACACGUCCUGGGUGCUCUACUUUUCCAAGUUUAGCUCGGCGUACAAGGCGAGGGGGCUCACGCCGCAGAACGGGCCGCUCUUCUCUGCGCCGUGAGAGUGCACGGCCGACGCGCAAGCCGACUUUAUGGCGAACUUCCUUGGACCCCGCCGACCACCCCGAGGUCAAGAUCAUGCUGCAUCUGCCCGGACGUAGCCUCCGGCCAAGACGGCUGGUUCCGCGGCCAGCGCUACAACGCCCACGACACCCUCGGCAAUCUCGACAACCGCCGGUUGUCGGCUGGGUCGACUGGAACCUCCUCCUCGACCACAACGGCGGACCCAACCACCUCGCAAACACGUGCGACGCGCCGCUGGUGCUGACACCCGACGAGACGAGCUUUGUUGUGCAGCCCAUGUAUUACUUUCUCUCGCACGUUUCACGCUCCAUUCCGCCCGGCUCCAAGCGCAUCGCGGCACACGUGACCUACGACGCACUCCUCGCCGACUAA
Molecule: messenger RNA, 678 nt
Organism: Saprolegnia parasitica CBS 223.65
Lineage: Eukaryota; Oomycota; Saprolegniomycetes; Saprolegniales; Saprolegniaceae
Exons: 2
Coding region: 1-678 (225 amino acids)
Biological process (GO): glucosylceramide catabolic process
Molecular function (GO): glucosylceramidase activity
Source: RefSeq, a predicted model, not a curated record